Bombyx mori (domestic silkworm) is the source of this 10014-nucleotide messenger RNA. It is a transcript of the gene Ranbp16, whose product is annotated as exportin-7-B. NCBI's taxonomy places the organism in Eukaryota, Metazoa, Arthropoda, Insecta, Lepidoptera, Bombycidae. The record is from RefSeq and is a predicted model, not a curated record. Gene Ontology annotation, cellular component: nuclear pore; cytoplasm. Bases 93 to 3344 code for a protein of 1083 amino acids. Gene Ontology annotation, molecular function: small GTPase binding; nuclear export signal receptor activity. Gene Ontology annotation, biological process: protein export from nucleus. The transcript has 24 exons.
GCGAAAACUCGUCUUAUUUUAGCACUAGCUAUCAACCAUGUUUUUUCAGUUGAUAAAACAAAACGUCAUUUCAAUGUGUGAAAAUAACAAAGAUGGCUGAAGAACAGGAGGUGAUUCAGAUAGAGCUGCUAUGCAAACAGUUGUACGAGUCCCCGGACCCAGCGCUCCGGGAGCAGGCAGAGAAGGCUGUCGUUGCUUUUCAGGAGUCUCCGGAUACAUUGAGCAAAUGUCAAAUGUUACUAGAGCGGGGCGAAUCGAGCUAUUCACAACUGUUGGCAGCCACCACACUUGGAAAACUUAUAAGCAGGUCGACGGCCAGCCUUACCAUCCAGCAGCGUUUGGAUAUAAGGAAUUAUGUACUUAACUACCUCGCGACAAGGCCGAAAUUGGCUAAUUUCGUUGUACAGGCCCUAGUGACCCUGUACUCAAAGAUCACGAAACUCAGCUGGCUGGACAUGGUCAAGGAGGAGUACGUCUUCCACAACGUCGUUAACGACAUAACGAGCUUUCUCAGGAGCCAAGAGCUGUGCACGGUGGGGGUGCAGCUACUGUCGCAGCUGGUGGUGGAGAUGAACCAGGUGUCGGAGGCGGACGCGAACCGGUCGCUGGCCAAGCACAGGAAGAUCGCCUCCUCGUUCAGAGACACGACGCUGUUCGAGAUAUUCCGCCUGGCGUGCUCGCUGGUGGGGGCGGCGCGGGGGUCGCGCGCCGACAGCCUGGUGCUAGCGCUGCUGCGGCUCGCGCACAACUGUCUCGCCUUCGACUUCAUCGGGACCUCGGGGGACGAGGCCUCCGACGACCUCUGCACCGUGCAGAUUCCCACGUCGUGGCGGCCGACGUUUCUGGAAUCGACUACGCUAGAGCUGUUCUUCGAGCUGUACCACGAGCUGGGCGGCGCCAUGUCGAGCCUCGCGCUGGCCUGCCUCGUGCAGCUCGCCUCCGUGCGCCGCUCGCUCUUCAGCAACAGCGAGCGCGCCAAGUUCCUCAACAGGCUCGCGGCCGGCGUGCUCAGGAUACUCGACAACACUCAGGGUCUGUCGGAUCCGGCGAACUACCACGAGUUCUGCCGCCUGCUGGCCCGCCUCAAGUCCAACUACCAGCUGGGGGAGCUGGUCAUGGUCGACAACUACCCCCGGCUCAUCGAGCUCAUAGCGAAGUUCACGGUGCAGAGUCUACAGAUGUGGCAGUUCGCCCCCAACUCGGUGCACUACCUGCUGUCGCUGUGGCAGCGCAUGGUCGCGUCGGUGCCGUACGUGAAGGCGACGGAGCCGCACCUGCUGGAGACGUACGCGCCCGGCGUCACCGCCGCCUACAUCGGGUCGCGCCUCGACGCCGUCUCCUGCGUCGUCAGGGACAACGUGGAGGACCCGUUGGACGACGCUGGCACCGUGCAGCAACAGCUCGAGCAGUUGUCCGUCAUCGGGCGCUGCGAGUACGGGAAGACGUGCGCGCUGCUCGUGGCGCACUUCGACCGCGCCGCCGCCGCAUACGCGCACGAGACGCAGCCGCAGCAGCUGCUCGUGCUGCAAGGUCAGCUGACGUGGCUCGUGUAUAUAAUCGGGGCGGCCAUCGGGGGCCGCGCGUCCGUGAACACGUGCGAGGAGAACGACGCGAUGGACGGCGAGCUCGUGUGCCGCGUGCUGCAGCUCAUGGACCUCACCGACUCGCGACUCGCGCAGGGAGGCUGCGAGAAGCUGGAGCUGGCCAUGAUGUCAUUCUUCGAGCACUUCCGCAAGAUCUACGUCGGGGAGCAGGUCCAGAAGAACAGCAAGGUGUACCGCCGGCUCAGCGAGGUGCUCGGCCUCAGCGACGAGAGCCAGCUGCUCAGCGUGCUCGUCAUGAAGAUCAUUACGAACUUGAAAUACUGGGGCGGGUCUGAGCAGAUCAUCGGCAAGACCCUCGGCCUCCUCAGCGACCUCAGCGCCGGCUACUCGUGCGUCCGGAAACUCGUCAAGCUGGACGAGGUGCAGUUCAUGCUGACGCACCACACGGCCGAAUAUUUCCCGUUCCUCGGUAUCUCUGGCGUGGGCACGUCGGAGAUGCGGUGCCGCACCAUGCUGUACACGGCGCUGGGCCGCCUGCUCAUGGUGGAGCUGGGCGAGGACGAGGAGCGCUUCCACGCAUUCAUGAUGCCGCUCACUGCCGCGUUCGAGAGCAUCGUGGGUCUGCUGGACGGGGCGGUAUUCGCGUCGGAGGAGGCCAAGAAGACGCUGAUCGGCCUCGCGAGGGACCUCCGGGGGCUCACGCUCGCCUUCAACACGAAGACAACGUACAUGAUGCUUUUUGACUGGAUUUACCCGGUGUACAUGAAGGUGUUACUCCGGGGCAUCGAGCUCUGGUACCCGGAGCCGGCGGUGACGACGCCGGUGCUCAAGCUGACCGCCGAGCUCGCGCAGAACCGGAACCAGCGCCUGCACUUCGACGUGAGCUCGCCCAACGGCAUCCUGCUGUUCCGCGAGCUGUCCAACAUCAUAUGCGGCUACGGCAGCAGGAUCCUGACUGUGGAAGUGGACAAGAAGCAGCUGUACGCCUUGAAGCUGAAGGGGAUAUCGCUCUGCUUCUCCAUCCUGAAGGCGGCCCUCUGCGGGAACUACGCAAACUUUGGUGUAUUCAGGUUGUACGGGGACGAGGCACUGGACAACGCGUUGAACAUGUUCGUCAAGCUGUUGCUGAGCAUUCCGCAGAGCGACCUACUGGUUAGUGACUACCCGAAGCUGUCGCAGACGUACUAUGUCCUACUGGAGCGGCUGGCCCAGGACCACAUGAGCUUCCUUGCGAACCUGCAGCCGGAGCCGAUCCUGUACAUCCUGUGCUCCAUAUCCGAAGGACUGACGGCUCUGGAUACGACGGUGUGCACGGGAUGCUGCGCCACCUUAGAUUACAUCGUCACGUAUCUCUUCAAACAACUCGUACAGAAGACGAGCAACAAAGUCCCGAAGCCCCGCCAGCCCCCGCCGGAGAUCAGCAACAUGUUUGUGGAGGUGCUGCAGCGGAGACCGGAGAUCAUGCAGCAGCUCCUAGCCACGGUUCUGAACGUGAUAAUAUUCGAGGACUGCUGCAACCAGUGGUCGAUGUCGCGGCCGCUGCUCGGGCUGAUCCUGCUCAACGAGGAGCAGUUCUCGCGCAUCCGCGGCGAGAUGAUCGCGCAGCAGCCGCGCGACAAGCAGGCGCAGCUGGCGGACUGGUUCAACGGGCUCAUGGCCAGCAUCGAGCCGAACCUGCUCACCAAGAACCGGGACAGAUUCACGCAGAACUUGUCCGUGUUCAGACGGGACAUCAACGACCUGCUGAAGGGCACCUCGGUGUCGUCGGCCGGGUCCGUCAACGACAUGAUGACGUCAUAAUCAAGCGAUGACGUCACGCGGACCCGUGUGCACGUGGCGUGGGCGUCGCGCGACCGCGGCGUGCGGGGGGUUGGGGGGAGGCAGGGUCGCUUAUACAUAAUCGAUGUGGGUAUUGUGAUAUUAUUACCGGUUGAGAGCGGCCCGCUGGUCCCGGUUCGAACGUCACGCACUGAUGAUGUCCACGGACUCCGGUUGUGACGUAAACGAUCGUAUACCGAGUGUCUGUCAGGCUUGGUGAUUAAAAUGGACGUAAUUUUUUUUUUUUUUAAUAUAGAACUUUGAAAUUAUGAAUUAAAUGUGUGAAAUAUUGUGCGAGGAAAAUAGACAUUCAGUUCAGCGUUAGGUGCGUUUGUGUUGGGUUUUUUUUUUCGUGUCUGUGGCUAGGCUCGCGUUAAGUGGUCACCGGAGUACAGCGUCAAUGGUCGUCUCUCAGUUGUAAUUGUAUAGUGUUUUAAGAAAAUUAAUAAUUGUGACUGUUUUGAGUUUUUAUUAGAUACAUUGUUAUUCCUUCACCGUCAAAGUCAAUCUUGAACAUAUUCGCACCCUUAGAAUUGAAGUGGUUUAAUUAACUAAACAUUUCAAAAGAAAAUUAGUUUUAUAUUUUGAACGACUUAUAUAAACAUUGUAUUUAUUCUAAUAGUUUUUAUAAAAUUAAAUUAUGUAAAAUUAAAAAUUAAAUUUAUAUUUUAGUCUAGAAAAGGUCAACACUUUCCUUUUAUUUAAAAUUAAUCUCUUUUUAAACAAUUUAAAUCAAUCAUAUAUUUUUUUCUUUUUUGUAAAUGCCAAAGAUAUAAUUGAAAAAUUGUUGUUUUUCAAUUUAGAUUUUAAUACUUUAAGCCUUAAAGCGCAUACCUUAAAACUUUAAAGCUUUAAAGUAUUGAAAUCGAAAUUGAUGAAUUUGCAAAUUUUUGGCGUUUACCAAGAAAAAGACAAACAGGAAUUUUAGUUUAAGUUACUUCAAUUCUAAAGUUGGAACAUGUAGAGUGUAGUAAGUAUUUCAUCAGAACAACACAGUCUCUCGAUACUAAUGCACCGGACGUCUCGCACAUCAGGCAACGACGCUUUCAUCUAGGACGAUUUUGAAUAAAAUUGACUCACAUGAGUCGACUAUUAUCAAAGCCGGCAAUCUGACUUUUGGACAAUUAUUGGUAAAUCAGAAAAAACGCAUUAUUGACUUUGUAUUCCAUUGGCAGUCACAAAACUCUUCGGAACGACAUCUUAUAUAAAUAACAGGUUAACUAUUAACCUUUAUUUAAUGCAGGUUUUGAACCGUAUUCUUUGAAGGAGACGAUUAUAUUCAAAUCAAUCUGUAUUGAAAUAUCAAUAACAUUUUUUUGUCCAAAUGCACAGAUUGCCACCUUUGAUAAUAGACGACUCACAUCUCCUAUUUACCUUCACAGCGAUGUGUGAUACUUUAUCUUAAUAUCAUAACGGUUAAUGUGUCAUAGAAGCCUUAUGAGCCCGUAUUAAAAAUGUCGGAUACAGCUAUCGGAGCUUUAGAUAUCCGGAAUACGGAUGUAGUAAUGAGUUAUGGGAGCUUUUUUUUUUAGUUUUUGUUCAUCUUAACUUUUAUAAACAAAUAAAAGAAAUUAAAUUUUCCCCCUUUAUAUUUCCCCCUUUGUGUCUUUUCGUUUAUUUUUGUGUACUUCUGUCUCUUUCAUUCAGUCUUGUUGAAUAAAGAGAGAGAGAGAGAGAGAGCGAGAGAGAUAGUUGCAACACGUUUUAAAUUGAUUAAUUAAUCUUAAUAUUUAUUGAAAAAAAAAAGAUUAAAUUUUCCCGCUUUGUCUUAGUGUUGUGACUAAUCUACAUAACGGCUGGCAGACGGCCCGGCGUUUUAUUAAGUGACUUAUUAGUAUUAUUAUUAUUAUUAAUAUUAUUAAAUUUUAAGAAUAAGGAAGUAGCAUUCAUAGAUAUUUAAACCCUUGAGGGUAGUUGUAGGGAGUUGUGAAAGAGCUCUAAGGCUUACCUGUUUCAAAUACGAUUUAGUUUAAUGCCUUUAUAGACAAACGACAGUCUAUUUGAUGGUAAGCGAUAAGUGUCGCCCAUGGACAUCUGCAGUGCCCGUUAUCUGUUACGUAUAAUAACGAUUAAUUGUAACAGUCUCCUUGUAACCGACUCGUAAAGCUCCGAUAACUUAUCGAUAAACCUUAUUAAGAAGGGAUCUAGAACGUUCCGUUUAUUUUUUUGUGUAUUUCUGUCUCUAUCGUUUAGUCUUGUUGAAUAGAGAGAGCGAGAGAGAUGGUUGCAAUAACUUGUUUUCUAUUAAUAGUUUUGUAUGUACCUGUGUAUAUAUUGCACCUUUAGUAUUAUAGAGAUCCAUCCCCAAAAAAAUUGUUUUUUUGAAAACAUCGAAAGUUUUUAAAUCGAUUUCGACUUAAAGGGAGUGAAAGAGAACGAUGAAUAAGUUUGUCCCUUUUUUAAGCUACUUUUAUUUGAUUAUUAAGAGUCGCUGAAAAGGGUCGUUCUAAGUUCAUUUUUGAAUUAAAGUCGAAAUUCAAAAAUUUCGGAUUUGGUCUCUGUAAUUCUAAAGGUGCUAUAUGUGACGUCAAGACGUCAUGUUGACUUGAGAAUCCGCCCACACGCGUCAAGGAAUUACGAUGAUAUAAUAAUAUCGAUGGGUGAAAUGUUGUCUGGUUUAAGCUACAUUUUUGCAUAAUUACAGGCGAGUCGAUUAUAAUUUGCGUAAUUACUACUGGUGGUAGGACCUCUUGUUAGUCCGCGCGGGUAGGUACCACCACCCUGCCUAUUUCUGCCGUGAAGCAGUAAUGUGUUUCGGUUUGAAGGGUGGGGCAGCCGUUGUAACUAUACUGAGACCUUAGAGCUUAUAUCUCAAGGUGGGCGGCGCAUUUACGUUGUAGAUCUCAAUAAGAGUACGGCAUUAACGCGACGAUGUCCAUUGCGGGCUCCCGGUCUAUACCUAUGAUAUGAAUACAAAAACAUUCGUCAUCCAUUGCUGUCUCUCCGCGGAUACCCUAGACUCGAUAGGAUGUUUAUUACAAAACUGCGAUCAAUUUUAAACGAACCAAAAUAUAUAUCGACGCUUGAAAGGCAAACGUGACUAAGCGACAAUAAUUGCUUUGUACAUAAAUGAUAGGCAAUAAUCAUAAUCGAUGCGGAAAAAAAAUAUAUUUCUAGGUCUAUUAAAAUCAUUUCAAUCCUGCAGCUAGAUUCGUUAAAAUAGAUAUUUUUUCAGGUAUUUCAAAUUUAAAUUAGUCUACUGUAAAGUUCACGGAUUGUCGCUUAGUCACGUUUGCCUUUCAAGCGUCGAUAUGUAUAUCUUUCAAUUUCCCUACAACGCUUGAAAAUUCGAUCGUCUUAUUAAUAAUGCGUCGUGUCUUCUAUUAUAUCUGGUUCGAAUGAUUCUUGUGUUAUUUGAGAGUUAAUUGUGUUUUUAACCGACUGCAAAAAAGGAGGAGGUUGUCAAUUCGACUACGUUUUUUUUUAGUGUAUUUAAAAUUUGUGUUUGACUUGGCUCGAAGGAGAUAUGCCCUUUGCCUGGGAACUUUGAAAAUGUAUUACGUUUUUUUUUUUUGUGAAAUUAUAUUUAGUUCAUAAGCGUUCCAAUUAAUUUGUUUUUAGUACACAGAGCGUUGGGAUUUAAGGCGCGUUUUUCUAAAAGCGAUUCGAAAUGAGUCUUAUUUUGCCUAAGCUUAAAGUCUAGAAUCGCAUGACGUAUUUGAAUUAAGGAAACAAUUUUUUUUUUUUACAUAUGAAAUUUUUAUAGCGUUUGUGUAAAAAUUUGUAUACUAUUAAUAAUUGAAAUUCUAAUGUAUUAUAAUAAUAAUAAAUAAUGGAUGAAUUUUGUUUAGAGACCAAUACAAUAUUACUUUUCAAUGUCUUAUCUAGGUAUUGUAUGUUAUUUUUUAUUUGAUUUUCGCAUUAACCCUUUGACUGUCGUGUAGGUCACCGGUGCCCUACGCGGCGCACUGAAGUAAUUAUAUCGAUUUCUCUUUUCGAUCUUCUUACUAAAGCACCGGAAGACUUUGUAGUAGACUAGUAGACUCUGAAAAAGAUGAAUCCGAACUAUAUUGAGAACGAAUUUAUUUCUAAGACACCUAAAAUACUAAAACAUUCAUUAACGAACAAAUUAAGGUGGUAGGACCUCCUGUGAGUCCGCGCGGGUGGGAACCACUGCCCUACCCGUUUCUGCCGUGAAGCAGUAAUGCGUUUCGGUUUGAAGGGUGGGGCAGCCGUUGUAACUAUACUGAGACCUUAGAACUUAUAUCUCAAGGUGGGAGGCGCAUUUACGUUGUGGAUGUCUAUGGGCUUCAGUAACCAUUUAAAAUCAGGUGGGCUGUGAGCUCGUUCAACCAUUUAAGCAAAAAAAGAAUGCUAAGUUAGUCCAUCCAGGCGCCUUAGUAACGAAAAUCGACAUGAUUACUUCAGAGCGCCGCGUAGGACACCGGUGGCCUACACGUCAGUCGAAGGGCUUAAUAUUUUCUUCUCUUAGUAUACCAGAUGGUUAAAAACACUAUGUGUUUUUAACGUGAGCAGACAAAGCGAUAGAAUUCUGUAAUUAAAUAAAUAAUACUUUAAAAAAAAACUAACAAAAUACCAUUUUACAGAAAAUCCAACUAAAAAUUAGAAAAUAAAUUUUAAUAAAUUUGAAUUAAAAAUUGUAUAAGAAAAAGUGAUUUUAUUGUAAAAAAAAAAAAGCGUGGCGUGCUUUUCAGGAUAUUAUCAAAAUAACCCUUCUACUCAUAUCUGUUUAUAAAAUAUUUAUAACUACUGAUACCAUGCACCCCAAGCUUUUUUUUCAAUAAAAUCGUUUUUUCUUACACUAUUUUUAAUUAAAAUUUAUUAAAAUUUAUUGUCUAUUUUUUGUUGGAUUUUCUAUAAAAACGUAUUUUGUUAGUUUUUUUAAACUAUUAUUUAUUUUUCAUUUUUUUUGUUGAAUUUUUUCAAUUUUUUUUAAUAUUGAAUUGUCAUCGGUCCUUAAUAAGUAUACCAAAUUUCGAGUUAAUCCGACGUUUUGAAGGGAGUCAAAAUCAUGUUCAAAGAUUCCGUUACAUACUAACAUACAUACGUCUGAAGCUAAUAAAAGUGUAUUAAAAAAACAAGUCACUUUACCCAAAUUACUUUUCAAUUAGACUGACUCGGUGGUGUAGUGGUUAGCGGCCCAGACAGUUGAGCCGAGGGUCGUGGGUUCGAUUCCCACAUCGCGCAAACAUUCGUGUGAUGAACAGCUUUGUUUGCUCUCUGUCUGGAUGUGUGUUAUCUAUAUCAUCUGGUCGCAUUAAAACUGUAUAAUCUCAAAACUUACAAAUUUUACGGGAGAGUGUUUUAAAGGUUUAAAAAUGUGAUAUUUUUAUUAUUAAAAGUCUUUGCAACAUUUAUUUUUUAUUUUUUACCAGAUACAUUGUCUUUUAAAGUAAGACAAAACUAUGUAUUAACUAGAUGAUGACCGAGCUUUGCUCGGUUUAUGCUUUGAUAACGCCAUCUUGUUGUGUCUUUAAAGCGGUUAGUUGCCCUCAAUUAAGAAAAAUAGUAUUAUUAUUCGCCAAUAGAUGUCGGGAAGAGUUGAUUAUUGAAAACACGAGUAAAACAACAUUUUCUGAAAAUAAAUCGUAGCUAGAUCGAUUUAUCGCCCCCGAAAUCCCCUGUAUACUAAAUUUUUCCGAGAUUCAGAUUAUAUAAAUAUAUAUUAAUAUACAAGAAUUGCUUGUUUAAAGGUAUAAGAUUUUGUUAAUUAUAAUCAAAACAUAGGUAAACUAAAAAAAAACAACUAAACAACGCUCUUUUGACAAUAUUUAUGAGAAAAAUACUGAUGUUAUCAAAUGAUUCCGCUUAUUAACUCAAUUUCGAAUAUUUUUGGAAAUUGUACACUUUAAUGCGAAAAGACGAUAUAUGUAUAUAAUAUGUAAACGUAUAUAAGUAUGUUUAACAAUUUCUGGUAGCCAUAACACAGGGAAUUUGGGACUGGAUGACCGCGCGCGAUUUGUUUCCAGCUAUUAUUAAUUAAUUAAUUUACAUUCUAAAUUAUUUACCAUCGCUGGAUUAAUUGUUUUCAAACGCAGCUCGUCAGUGCUUGUGAUGAGACUGUAACUUUGUUUCGCCCGGUUAGGGUCCGUUCACACGGACCGGCUCGAAGAGAUCUGUGUGCUUAGUGCGAUUUUUUUAACGUUCUCGAUACCGUAAAAGUUAACUAAGAUUUGUAUGCAGUUGGAACAGCGCCCCUAGCGGCAAACGCAGGCAAACGUUCCAACUCCAUACAAAUUAUAGUUAACUUUUACGCUAUCGAAAACGUUAAGAAACUCGCGCUAAGCACAGUGAAAGCGGCUCGUCUUAGUAUUUAACACGCAGCGCGUUCAAGCAUUCUUAAUGACAAAAAAGUGCACAUGCAAAACUAAACUUUACUACAAUCACUCAAAACUCUGUUUUCAACGUGAUAAAAAUCUGCUCUCCUCUCCGAGUCGGUCUAUGUGAACGGACCCUUAAUAAAAUAUCGUUUGAAUGUUAAAGUUUAUUGAUAGGACACGCAAUGGAUAGUGUACUUUUAGAAUCGAUUUAAAACGUCGAAUCGAUUGUCCAAAAUCUAUUUGUCUGGUGUAGCGUUGUUCCUUACGAUAUAUGUUAAGUAAAUAAAUGUAAUAAUAUGUUGUGUGAACGUGUUGUUAGUUUAAAAAAAAUAUGUAAAUAUUAUGAAAUAUAAUGAGUAAUUUGUACAGUU